Messenger RNA from Vitis vinifera (wine grape), 996 nucleotides. Its product is annotated as protein AE7. The transcript has 7 exons. Bases 251 to 727 code for a protein of 158 amino acids. Gene Ontology annotation, biological process: iron-sulfur cluster assembly. The record is from RefSeq and is a predicted model, not a curated record. Lineage: Eukaryota; Viridiplantae; Streptophyta; Magnoliopsida; Vitales; Vitaceae.
CACCCACUUCUCUCACUCGGGGCCUCGGGCAUAAGAAGCCCUUUUCUGAAGUUGCCCUCCAGACGACAGAAUCCCUAAAAGGUCCCUGUUUUCCUCUGCCACCCUCAAUCCUCGCAGAGUCCAGGCUCUGCUUUGCGGUCGAUAUACCCCGAUCACUGCGCGAAAGCAUUUGAUUUCCCGUUGCACAAAAGCAUUCCAUCGUCCGUUUCUCGAAACGCCGCGUCUUGGUCGAUUUCUCAGUUCAGUAAAAAUGGUUUCAGGAUUAAUAAAUGCCAAUCCUGUCAUCUACCAAAAGAAAGAGCGCCAGGUUAGGAUUGCACCUUGUGAUUCCGAUGAGUAUGCUGUGGAACCUGUGGACCAACAAGAAAUUUUUGAUCAUAUUAGAGAUAUAAAGGAUCCUGAGCAUCCAUAUUCUUUAGAAGAGCUGAAAGUGAUAACAGAAGAUGCAAUUGAAGUAGAUGACAAGCGUAGCUAUGUUAGGGUUACUUUCACUCCCACAGUUGAACAUUGCAGUAUGGCAACAGUGAUUGGCCUUUGCUUGCGUGUGAAACUUCUGCGCAGUUUGCCAUCUCGUUACAAGGUGGAUAUCAAGGUUGCACCUGGAACUCAUGCUACCGAAGCUGCUGUUAAUAAACAGUUGAAUGAUAAAGAACGGGUGGCAGCAGCACUGGAAAACCCUAACCUUCUGGACAUGGUUGAUGAAUGUCUGGCUCCAUCAUAUGGUUGAGCAAGUAAUAUUUUGGAACAAUGCAUUUGGAUGGACUAAGUGCAAUCCUCUUCCCCUGGAUCACAUCUGCCUCUGGUCACUGUAAAAUUAUCCUAUCCCCACCCCCCACACCCCGGGGCCUUUGUAUCCUAGAAGUCAGGAAAUUUAAGUUACAAAAAGUUGUACCUAUUUUUUUGUUCCUGCAAGUCAGAAUAUCCAACACAUUGUAUUGUUUUAUAGAACAUUUUGUUUUAAUAAUGGAGCACAAACGAGUGUAUACAUAAUUUUCA